Messenger RNA from Portunus trituberculatus (swimming crab), 1767 nucleotides. RefSeq lists its product as uncharacterized. NCBI's taxonomy places the organism in Eukaryota, Metazoa, Arthropoda, Malacostraca, Decapoda, Portunidae. The transcript has 7 exons. Bases 72 to 1088 code for a protein of 338 amino acids. The record is from RefSeq and is a predicted model, not a curated record.
GGCGGCGAGGCAAAUGGGCAAGCCUCUUAAUGUGUAGCCCCUGUUCACCUAGCAGUAAAUAGGUAUAGAAGAUGACGGGCUGGUGGUGCACACUUCUGCUGUUGGUGGUGGAAGUGAUGGGGACAGGUCCUCCGUCAGAUUUUGUGGGCCGACUGAAUGCACUUGACUUUACGGAUGGUAACUACUAUAUAAUGGCCAGAGAUGGGAUGACAGCCUCGCUAGAUGACCUGCAACGCGGCCAAGAUGGACUCAUAAUAAAACUAAACAACGUUAUCAGGACACUCAAGGAAGACGCAUUAAAACUGAAUAACAUCUUCUACAAACUUGGCCGACAUGACACCAACCUGGAAGAUGUUGACUCCAACCUCCAUCGGUUGGGUGACUCAUCUCGACGAACUGAAGCCAAACUCAACAAGCACGCCUAUAAUGUUGAUUUCCUUCGCCGUCGAGUAGAGGAUCUUCAUGGGCAGUGGCAAGGUGUAGCAGGCGUACAGAUGGAAAUGGCAGCAGUGCGUUCCAUCACUGAUCGUUUGGAUGACCGACUGACGGAUGCCAUCGCCCGUUUGGGGUUGGUUGAAAACACUACUAAAACCCUGGAGAAAAGAUCAACACCAGGUCACCUUGAUGUUUUCCAAGCAGCUGAGAGGCCUCCUACCCUCACUGUGUACCCUUACCCUACCCGAGAUUCAUGUCGGCUGGAUUUUGAGCGUGUUGGGAGUGACUGUUAUUGGUUUGGUGGUGAGGAAUUGACCUUCACAGAGGCCACAGCUGCCUGCUUUGGCCAUGGAGGUAGCCUGUUAACGCUGCCUUCUCCUGGCACCCAGCUGACUUUGCUCCUUAACCGCCUCAAAAAAGAUACCCUAUAUUGGACCGGUGGGACAGACGCCUUUCGUCACGGUUACUGGGUUUACCUUAUGACAGCCCAGCCCGUCAUGCCCUUACAUUGGGCUGGAGAGAAUGCAUCCAAUCCACGUAGCGUCGACAAUCAACCUGAUUCAGACAUCCAACACUGUGCCGGUCUGACCUCCCACGGCCUCACACCGCGCCCAUGCACCCAACGUCACCCUUAUAUAUGCCACGUCAUGUGAAGUGGUCUCAGCCCACCAUGGAAUGAUGUACUCUAAGCAAGUGCAUAUACUGUGGUUUCAGUGUUGUCUUGUUCGAAUAGAAACUCGUUUAUAAAAACAACAUAACAAAAUUGACAUAAAUGAAUAGAAAAAUAAGUAAAUAGAACAAACUAGGUUGCUAAGUAUACGGUAUUUCAUAUUUCAUGUGUAUUUCAAAUAAUAUGAUGCAUGAUAUGUGGAUUUUAUCGUAUAUGAGUAGUAUUCAAGGAGGUUAUACUGAAGAAGACGCCCCGCGCCUAUCGCUCUGUACUAAAAGCCAGUGGGCGGAGCUUAUGAGGCGGUGGGCGGAGUUUACGAUCGCAACUUACACCCAGAACAUUGCCUCAUCCUGUGUUAAGCAAUGGGAAAUAGCCACUUUCUUUUUCAUUACUAGCGGAAAACUGAGAACGAACCAAUGGUUUAACUUAUGUAAACCACAUUAUAAUUUCCUAGAUAUGUUAUAUAGACCUGGUAUUAACGUUGUUAAUGCCAAAUAGCAAUGAUAUUGGAAGAAAUACGGCACGAUGUUUCUGGGAGAAGUUAUGGCAAAAAGAUUUUUUUUUCUCAUUUAAUGCAUGACAAGGAACAAAUAGUGAAGUAAAAUUUCAGUGAUUGAUGCUUUUCCAACGCACAGUGACAUGAAAUCACACAUCAUUUUAAA